AUGGCUUUACAAAAAGUCCGGGAUGCAUCUGUGGUCUUCCGAAAUCUAAAUGGAAUUUUAAAUGUUUAUAAACCUGCCGGCAUGAAAAUCAAACAUGUUCGUGCAGCAAUUUUACAUAAUAUUUGUGAAGAUCUAAAUGCCUUGAAAGCCAACAAUGAACCGGAAGCCCAUCAAAUACCCUUACUGGAACCGGGUGGUGCUGCUGAUCCCCUUUUGAGAAAGGUGCAGUCAUUAAAUCUGGCCGAACAUGUUCUUAGUACGGGACUACGUUAUCAAAUGGAGGAUAUACGUUGUGCAACAGUUGCCAGUUUGGGUUUACACACCAGUGGGGUUUUGUUGUUUGGCAUUAACAAGGGCUUAAAACAAUCUAUGAAAAUCCAACGCAAUCGCCCUCUAAGAGCCUAUCAUGUCACCGGUCAAUUGGGAAAAGCCACCGAAACACAUCUACCCGAUUCCCGGAUAACUGUGAAAGCCAACUACCGCCAUGUCCAGCCAGAACGUUUAAGUGCCUUAGUUUCCUCCCUGCAAGCCUCACAUCAACGCAAAAUGUUCGAACUAUGCGGUGUGGAUAUGCAAUCACAGGCAGCCUAUGAAAUUGCCUGUAAAGGCCUAAUACGACCUGCCAACAAUACACAACCUGUCAUUUAUGGCAUCAAGUUAAUUGAUUUCCAAAAACCUCAUUUCACUUUGGAAAUUCAUGCCAUUAAUGAAUCGGAAGAUUAUUUGGCCACACUUAUACAUGAAAUUGGUAUUGAAUUACGUACAGUGGCGCACUGCACGGCUUUGCGAUGUAUUCGUCAUGGUAAAUUUUCGGUGGAGGGAGCCUUGUUGCGACAUGCAUGGAAUUUGCCAGGUGUUGUGCGAAAUAUGCGUGAACAAAAAGAAAUUCUAGAAGCACAUCCUUAUCUGUUGAAGCAAGAUCGCAUAGAAUUAAGGAAUUAA
Musca vetustissima is the source of this 942-nucleotide messenger RNA. RefSeq names its product pseudouridylate synthase TRUB2, mitochondrial. The transcript has 3 exons. Gene Ontology annotation, molecular function: RNA binding; pseudouridine synthase activity. The record is from RefSeq and is a predicted model, not a curated record. The coding region runs from base 1 to 942 and encodes 313 amino acids. NCBI's taxonomy places the organism in Eukaryota, Metazoa, Arthropoda, Insecta, Diptera, Muscidae. Gene Ontology annotation, biological process: pseudouridine synthesis; RNA processing.